AUGGGCUUCACCUUCCCCUCAGCCCAGAAGUGCCCCGCCAAGAGCGACCAAGCCCAGGGAGGUCCCCACCCAGCCUAUAACUCAGGAGACACCUCAGCCAAGACCCAGCCUCUCUCCAUGCUAGACCUUCUUCCUCCUUCCUACUUUGAUGACAAGGACCUCCACGUCCUGGUGCACCUCCAGCCCCGAGACAUGUCCUGCUACAACCCGUGCCUGCCCUGCCAGCCCUGCGGCCCCACCCCGCUGGCCAACAGCUGCAAUGAGCCCUGUGUCAGGCAGUGCCAGGACUCCACCGUUGUCAUUGAGCCUCCUGCUGUGGUGGUGACCCUGCCCGGACCCAUCCUCAGCUCCUUCCCGCAGAACACUGCCAUGAGGAAGGGAUACAUAACUCCUCAGCCCCUGGCCAUCAGGCCCAGCUUUGUUGAGCCUCUGCCCAGAAAUGCCCUCUUGGCCUCGGUGCACUUGUAUAGAUGGGAUAUUUUGGAUCCAGACAGAUUAAUCCAAUGUCCAUAUAAUAAACAUCAUCGAAUCAGAGCCUGUCGGUUUCCCUAUCACCUUGUAAAGUGUAGGAAGAACUACCCUGAAGUUGCAAAGGAAUUGGCCACAUGCCCCUUCAACGCUCGCCAUCUAGUUCCUCAAGCUGACCUCAGCGAUCACAUAACAAAGUGCAAUGACAAAGGGUUCAUCGAGCAAGAUAUAGUGAAUCAGUCCUCUGGCUUCCAGAGAGAGCAGAUGAAUGCUGUGAGCACGUGGCAGGCACCUCCCUGUGAUGAAGACUGGGAAACAGAGUUGUUGGAGCAGUCAGAUUCUCCUUUUGUUUGGGGCAUGACCAAUUCUGGCAUGAACAGUUCCAGUAGCACCUUUGAACAAAAGAAUUGCUUGCCUUCAAGAGUACGUGCCCCGGAGUCCUUCCCAUACGCCGUAUCAUGGAAAGGCUGUAAGUACUAUGCAUGUGGCUUUGGCACUGUGAUUUCUGUAGAUGGUGACAGCUGCUGA
Nipponia nippon (crested ibis) is the source of this 996-nucleotide messenger RNA. The record is from RefSeq and is a predicted model, not a curated record. Lineage: Eukaryota; Metazoa; Chordata; Aves; Pelecaniformes; Threskiornithidae.